GCGCGUAAUGCAUGCGGGGUCCUUGUAACCCUUCUAGCCGGCCCAACCAACGCCCAGCUUCCUAUCGUUGUCCUGUAACUCGUCCUGUUGGCCGUCCGUUCGGCCUUUCUGGGUUACUGGUUCAAUCCCCGUGUGACACCUUUGAUGAUUUCAAGCGGCUCGUCGCACUCGGUGUCGACCUUGAAGGCAAGAUUGCUCUUGUGCGCUAUGGCACCAUUUUCCGCGGCCUCAAGGUCAAAAAUGCCCAGGACCACGGCAUGAUUGGCGCUGUGAUUUUCUCGGACCCGGGCGACGACGGCAACAAUACCGUGGCCAAGGGCGUUGCCGCCUACCCUCACGGCCCUGCCAGGAACCCCAGCUCCGUCCAAAAGGGCUCCGUGAUGUUCUUGAGCCAGUAUCCAGGUGACCCCACCACGCCCGGCUACCCAUCCCAUGAAGGCGCCCCGCGAACCGGCACCGAAAAGGUGACGCCGCGAAUCCCCUCGAUCCCCAUUUCAUACGCUGCCGCAGAGCCCCUUCUUCAGGCCCUAGAUGGCCACGGGUUCACGGCUCAGGAGGUCAACCGCACACGCUCCUGGGGCGGCGCCCUGAACGCCACAUAUAGCACCGGUCCCGCCCCUGGCGUCAAACUGUCGCUGGUAAACCAGAUGGAGGGCAAGAUCACCCCUAUCUGGAACGUCAUCGGCCGCAUCAACGGCACCAACCCGGACGAGGUUGUCGUCAUUGGAAAUCACCGCGACACGUGGAUGAUUGGCGGGAAUGGCGAUCCCAACUCUGGAAGUGCCGUUUUGCUCGAGCUCACCAAGGCCAUUAAGAAGCUGCUCGAGACUGGCUGGAAGCCCAGGCGGACAAUUGUAAUUGCCUCUUGGGACGCCGAGGAGUAUGGGCUACUGGGGUCGACCGAAUGGGUUGAGGAGCACGUCAACGCGCUCACGGAGACUGCCGUCGCCUAUCUGAACAUCGAUGUCGCCGUUUCUGGCCCUCGCCCAAGUCUCUCCACCACACCGGAGCUUCACACCAUCGCCACCGAGGUGAUGAAAAAGGUUGUGCACCCCAACUUUGGCGGCUUCAACCGCAGCCUGUACGACGCCUGGCGCGAGGCCUCGGGCGGCAUUGUGGGAGCACUCGGUAGUGGGAGCGACUACACUGCCUUUGUCCACUCUGGUAUAAGCUCAGUCGACAUGGGAUCAGGUGGCAGCUCGCAAGAUCCCGUGUGGCACUACCACAGCAACUACGACUCGUACUACUGGAUGUCGACUUUUGGCGAUCCGGGCUUCCACAUCCAUGCUGCCAUGGGCCAAUACUUGACCCUCCUCGCCCUGCACAUAGCCGACGAUGAGGUCAUCCCUUUUGACCUGCCCAACUACGGCAAGGAGCUCCGGGCCUACUACGACGACCUCGUCGACUACGCGGCCGAGAAGGACGCAAAGCUGGACCUCGCCGAGCUGGCCGACGCCAUCGGGGUCUUUGAGCGCCGCGCGUCAGAGGUCAAGACCCUGGAGAUGCUCGCCGUUUCCACGGACGACAAGGACCUGAUCAAGGUCGUCAACCACAAGUACCGUGACUUCCAGAGGGGUUUCGUCAGCCAAGGGGGGCUGCCGGGGAGGAACUUUUUCAGGCACGUCGCGUUUGCGCCGGGUUUGGACACGGGGUACGCCCCCACGACGUAUCCGGGCGUGACCGAGGGUGUCCAGUACGGUAACCUCUCCAUCGCGCAGGAGUGGGUGUCCAAAACGGCCAAGGGCAUCCAGGCCGCCGCCAACAUUAUCAAGACGUAGGAUAAUAAUAAUCCAGCAGGCAUGAAUGUUUACUACCAUAUGCAUUCGCAGCGACCAUUUCGUAAUGUUGAAACAUGUUGACGCUACACAAAAGACCCAAGUAAGCCGAAUACCCUGCAAAGCACUCAAAACACCC
Molecule: messenger RNA, 1914 nt
Organism: Gaeumannomyces tritici R3-111a-1
Lineage: Eukaryota; Fungi; Ascomycota; Sordariomycetes; Magnaporthales; Magnaporthaceae
Exons: 6
Coding region: 12-1778 (588 amino acids)
Molecular function (GO): carboxypeptidase activity
Source: RefSeq, a predicted model, not a curated record